AUGAAAUAUGUACUUGCUGAAUUAGAAAAAAAGAAAAUAGCUUUUGUUAAACUUAAAAGACAUGAAUAACUUCAACAAUCUAAGGAUUAAAAUGAAGAAAAAGAUUAGUUCGGAUAAACUUAACCCAAAAAAUAAUGGCCUUAUAUUUUCUAAUAAAUUAGAAAUCUUUAUAAGAAUACCCUUAUAUUAAAUGAGGGAAUCACAAAAGAAGAAGGUUUGGAUUUACUUAAAAAUAAAUAGGCUGACUUUAUUAGCUUUGGUUUACUUACUAUUAGUAAUCCUGACUUGCCUAAUAGAUUUAAAUAAGGUUUAGAGUUGACCAAAGCUGACCAUGCAACCUUUUUCACUCCUGGUACUAAAGGUUAUACUGAUUAUCCACUGCUAUUACAUAAAAGUCAAGAUUAAGCAAAAACGGAUUACAAGUUUGUUUCAAAAUGUACGGCUAUUAUAAAAUGGUGA
Messenger RNA from Tetrahymena thermophila SB210, 459 nucleotides. RefSeq names its product FAD/FMN-binding family oxidoreductase. The transcript is spliced from 2 exons. Gene Ontology annotation, molecular function: oxidoreductase activity; FMN binding. The record is from RefSeq and is a predicted model, not a curated record. Lineage: Eukaryota; Ciliophora; Oligohymenophorea; Hymenostomatida; Tetrahymenidae.